This is a messenger RNA of Vicia villosa (hairy vetch), 4978 nucleotides long. RefSeq lists its product as uncharacterized. NCBI's taxonomy places the organism in Eukaryota, Viridiplantae, Streptophyta, Magnoliopsida, Fabales, Fabaceae. Bases 127 to 3477 code for a protein of 1116 amino acids. Gene Ontology annotation, cellular component: AP-type membrane coat adaptor complex. Gene Ontology annotation, biological process: endosomal transport. The transcript has 5 exons. The record is from RefSeq and is a predicted model, not a curated record.
CGGCCUAAUUGAUCCGGUUCAUUCCGGUUCAGCACUUUUUUGUUUUUAAUUAUUUCUGCCUCGACUGAGCAGUGGAAGUAACUUAACGAACCGCAUCACAGCUCUGGUAACUUACUCCGGUUUUCGAUGACGGCGCCACCACCGGCGAAGCCUUUAUCACUUCAAGAAUGGGAAGCCCUAAUGGAGAAUUUCCAAUCCGGCACCGGAAUUGAAAAAUGGAACUCUCUCGAUCCAUCUCUCACCGAUCAUAUCCUAUCCUCUCUUCUCCGCAAAGACUUUCCUCUUCAACUCAAAUUCCAACUCCUCGUCUUCCUCGACGAAUUCUCCAUUUCCAUUUUCCAUUCCGAAAACCUCAACCGUCUCAUCGAACCUCUCAAAACCGUUAUCCAAUCUCCUCCCGACGCCGUUCACAUCACUCCUUUGUUCAAAGAGCAGUUUAUGAUUUCCGUCACUUCCGUUAUCGUUUGUUUCUUGGAAGAGGAAAACGUUCAAACGGUGAUGGAGAGUUUAGUUGAACUUCUGUUGACGGUUAUUAACCGUCCGAAUUUCGGUUCCGAUCGUCACACACGCGCCAUCGCGUGCGAGUGUUUGAGAGAAUUGGAACGAUCGAAACCGUGUUUACUUUCUGAUGUGGUUGGACAUUUGUGGAGUCUUUGCCAGAAUGAACGAACGCACGCUUCACAAUCCUACAUCUUGCUUUUCACAACGGUUAUUCAUAGCAUCGUUGAGAAGAAACUCAGCAUUUCCAUUCUCAAUACACCGCAUCCGCUGCUUCCGUUCAACACACCACAGUGUGUGAAUCGAGAGGAUUUUGGUUCGGAUUCCGGUUCGGGUUUGAAUACCAAGGAACUGAGGAGAGCUUUGGCAUUUUUGUUGGAGUGGCCACAAGUGUUGACACCAUGUGGAAUGAUGGAGUUUGUAUCUAUGGUGAUACCUGUAGUUGUGGCGUUGGAAUUGCAACCUUCAAUGCUUAAGGUUCAGUUGUUUGGGAUGAUUCAUUCUUAUGAUCCUCUUCUUUGCCAUGUCGUUUUGGCUAUGUUUAUGCGUUUCUUAGAUGCUUUUGAUGGUCAAGAAGGCGAGGUUUCUAGUAGACUCUUGUUGAUUUCUAGAGAAUCUCAUCAUUAUUUGGUGUUUCGCUUGUUGGCAAUUCAUUGGUUGUUGGGUUUCAAUCAAUUGGUGUUCACUAAACAAUCACGUAUUGAGAAGAAGAUUGAGACUGGAAAUGAAGUUUGUUCCUCUUUUUAUCCUUCUUUGUUUGAUCCGUUGGCUCUGAAAGCAUUGAAGCUUGACCUUCUUGCAUCCUGCUCUGUCUUGAGACAGAAAAAUGAUUCUGAUUAUAAAUCUAGUUCCCGUAAUGGUGAUGCUGGUUUGGUUGAUCCAGUGAAGGUGUUUGAACAGGGUCUCAUUUCUGUAUCAUCCUUCAAAUGGUUGCCUCCAGGGAGCACAGAGAUUGCAGUUGCAUUUCGUGCCUUUCAUAAGUUUCUCAUUGCUGGAUCGUCUCAUUCUGAGAGCGAUCCUUCCACAACAAGAAAUAUGUUGGACUCCAUAAUAUUUUGUACUCUGCAGGUGAUGCUUGUGAACAUGACUUUGGAGAGUCGGAGACUGGUUCCUGUUGUUGCUGCUUUUAUGGACCGUUUACUAUCCUGUAAGAAGCAUUCUUGGUUGGGAGAGCGCUUACUUCAGAAAUUUGAUGAGCACUUACUUCCAAAAGUGAAAAUGGAUUAUAAGUUGGUUUAUUGCUUCCCAAUAUUUAAUAGAAUUGCUGAGAAUCAAACAAUACCUCCGUGUGGAUUGAUAGCACUACUCACAAACUUCAUGAUUUUUCUUGUGGAGAAACAUGGCCCGGAUACAGUAAUGAAAUCUUGGUCCCAAGGAAGUAGAGCUCUUGGUAUCUGUCGAACUAUGUUGGUACACCACCAUAGUUCUAGAUUGUUCCUUAGACUAUCUCGUCUACUUGCUUUUACUUGUCUCUUUUUUCCUGAUUUGGAAGUCCGUGAUAAUUCAAGGACAUACUUGCGUAUGCUGGUCUGCAUUCCAGGGAAGAAGCUUAGAGAUAUCCUGAGCCUGGGAGGCACGAUGCUUGGGAUUUCACCUUCCUCACACCAAACCACUUUCUUCAAUGUUCAGUCACCUCGACCUUCUCAGAGAUUCAAGACAUUUAAAAACCUAACAUCCUGCAUUCACUUUGAGCGUCUGACCCCAUUACUUGUUAAGCAGUUUUGGUCUUUGUCUUUAUCAAGUUUAGCCGUGAGUAAUAGCAAACCAGCUUAUCUAGAGGGAAUCAGGGACCUCAAACCCCCUAACGAGGAAAAUGAAUUUUCUGACAGCUCCAAUUCACAGUUAAUUCCUGAAACUGGAAGAACAAAUCAACCAAAUGAGCCACUCCGUGUUAUGGACUCUAAAAUUGCAGAAAUUUUGAACACAUUAAGGAAGUACUUUUCCUGUAUUCCUGACUACAGAUAUAUGGCAGGACUCAAAGUUAGCAUAUCAUGCAGUUUGAGAUUUGAAUCUAAUGCUUUCAAUCGCAUGUUGGGAAUCAAUAACACUGCCACAGCCCAGGAAGAGAUAGAUGCGCUGCCCGCUCUAUAUGCUACUGUGUUACAUUUUUCUUCUUCUGCACCAUAUGGAUCGAUUCCAUCCUCUCAUAUACCUUUUCUUCUUGGUGAACCUAACAGUAAGGACCAUGCAUCUCAAAAUGCCUCCCUCAGUAUUGUUCCUGUGGGAAAGGAAUCCAGAGAAGAGGAAAAAUAUAGAGCUACUGUGGUGGUUGAUUUGGAGCCCAGGGAACCGGCACCAGGUAUAGUUGAUGUUCACAUUGAAACAAAUACAGAAAAUGGUCAGAUCAUUCAAGGUCAACUUCAGGGAAUCACAAUAGGCAUUGAAGACAUGUUUCUCAAGGCCAUUGUUCCAUCAGACAUCGAAGAAAACUCAAGACCUCAGUACAACUUUGACUUGUUCACUGCUUUGUGGGAGGCAUGUGGCUCAUCCUCUAGCACUGGACGGGAAACCUUUCAAUUAAAAGGAGGCAAAGGGAUUGCUGCUAUUAGUGGAACACAAUCUGUCAAGCUUCUUGGCGUCCCUGCAAACUCAUUGAUCCAGGCAACUGAGCGCCAUUUGGCACGCUUUGUUGUAGGUGUGAGUGGGGAGCCACUCAUUGAUGCUGUAUGGGAAGGGGGAAUUAUUCAGAAUGUUAUUUGGGAAGAUGCUUCCCCUGAUGCCACUGCAGUUUUAAAUCAUGAUGCUGGUCCACUCCGUCUUACAUACAAUAAUGAAGAGUAUGAGAAGGGGGUAAUUAUCAAUAGCAGACAAAGCAGCCUAGGCUGUUUUCUUAUUCUAAUAUUUCUUCCACCGAGGUUCCAUCUCCUUUUCCAAAUGGAAGUUGGCGAUGUUUCAACUUUAGUUCGUAUUCGCACAGAUCAUUGGCCUAGCUUGGCCUACAUUGAUGAUUAUCUAGAAGCUUUAUACCUAUCGUCAUAACAGCUGUUGUUUCAUCUACAUUGAUAACUACAUAAAGAUUACCAGUACUCAAUCAGCUUGUGAUAAUGUAUGUCUUUUUUAUUCUUUUGCAAUGUACAGUUUGUAUGUGCCAUAUGUAGAAUGGGGUUUUGCUGCUCAGCACAUUUUUGCUUAUGUGCAUUUUGAGAUUUUGUGAUAUGCUCUUUCUGAAGGGUUACUCUGGGGUCAAUCUUUUCUCUAAAGCUAUUUCAGACCACUCCUGUAAUUGGCAUUAUUCUUGAAGUUGUCUUUAGUAUGCAGUGUGGCUUAAGGGAUGCUUUCAGUUGCAGUACCAGGAUGCCUUUAUAAAAGCCCCCCCUCCCCCCUUCAAUUCAAAUUAGACUAGAAGGUACUUUCCCUCUUUUUAGUUUUUUUGUUGUCAUUUCUUUCACAUGACCUGUAGCAUUUUUAAAUAAGUCAUCAUUAAUUUGUGGAGGUAGCACUAUCCGAUGACUUCUUCGAUGUAGACAUAUAAUGGAUAGCGGCAGACCAAUUUAUAUCGGGGAUGAUAUAAUGGAACUUUUAGAUAGUGUGGUAUUGCUAGAGUACAUGGUUUUUUAAAGGAGCAAACACUAAGUUGCUGCAAUAGAAAUGUGGUAUAACAACCGUCCCUGGAGAAAAGGAAAACAUUUUAAAGUUCAUGCAUUAUUCUGUUUCUCAUUUAAGUCCCUGCUGGGAGCUAUCUUAUAUAUUUUCUGUUUGUUUCGGGAGCUGUCAAUUUUUUUACACAUCACAUGCUUAUGUGACACGAGAGUGGGCAUUUCUUCAUUCAUUUUGUUAUCCAUGCUUGCGAGGACCAAACUGACAGUUAGUUAAAACAUAAUCCUCUUCCUAAUGUCCUUUAAAUUGAAAGAACCCUAACCCUUAUUCCCCAUUGUUGCACUGAAUUGCGUCUGGAUAAAAGAAAUAGAGUUGUGAUGGGAAGCGGUACACCAUUUUCCAAGUCCGUGAAGGUAGUGCAUCAUUUUGGGAAGUGGUACACCAUUUUCGAAGUCCGUGAAGGUGAAGUAAGCCUUUUCCUAAGAGUGGAGUCAAUCCUCUUUAUCAUGAGUAGAGGGGUUUUCGAAUGUACCUCAUUACCACUGAUAAAGGGUGUCUUCUAUACAGAACCAACACAUGGUUGAACCCAAGAAGACAUUCAGCAUUCGAUCAUUCAAUAAGGAUGAUGACAAGGCAAAUUGCAAGUACUCUAUUUGGAAAGAUGAUUGGGAUGAGAUUGUUGCAGCUCAAACAGAGACAUCUAAAAGAGGUUUAAAUACAGAUUAGAAUGGAGGUUGGAAGAGGUAUUGCAAUGGAUGACAUGUGGAAAGCAAAUCUGAAUUAUGAUUGACACUUUGGUUGUUUACAUGAUGAGGUUCAUGAAAUGUUUUUAUCUGCAUCGUUUUGUGAUGCAAAUGUUGUUUAUGGCAGUGUUUCAAUACUUAAUGUAAUGGAUAUUAUUUGAAGUAAAUGUGUAGUUGUGGUUUAAGGUGGAUGACAAACA